AUGAGGGUCCUCGGCGUUCUCGUGGUCCUCGUCUCCUGCUCCCUCACCCACAGCAGCUUCUGGCAGUUUCAAAGGAUGGUCAAGCACAUCACAGGGCGGAGUGCGUUCUUCUCAUAUUAUGGAUAUGGCUGCUACUGCGGGCUUGGGGGCAAAGGGACCCCCGUGGAUGACACUGACAGGUGCUGCCUGGCCCACGAUUGCUGCUACGAGAAGCUGAAGCAGCUCGGCUGCCAGCCCCUGCUGAACGGCUACCAGUUCCACAUCGUCAACAGCACCAUGGCCUGUGAAUGUGCCCUGGGUUCUGGUGUCGGCUGCCUCUGUGGGCUGGGGGCCUGCGAGUGUGACAAGCGAUCUGCGUACUGCUUCAAAGAGAGCCUGCCCACCUACGGGAAAAACUUCAAGCAGUUCUUCCUGAGCCGGCCCCGGUGUGGCAGACAAAAACUCCGGUGCUAGGGAGGCCAUAGGAUCCUUUUGUCGGCCAGUAGCUGCUGUAGGAUCGCUUCCGAAGCCCUCUCCCAUCAUCCCAACCAGCUCCAGCCCAUGAAGCUCACCCUCUGGCAUUUGGCCGGGUGUACCCUUUUGUCACUCAGUAUCAGAGGGCGUUCUUAUAGAGUGAGACAGGCGUAAGUGUAUACAUAAAUCAGUGACAUGUUCCCAUAGUAGUAAGUGUUAGGAGGCACUAAAACAAGGUGACAGCAUAGAGGGAUGUCCCCAACCCCCAUCCCAGGAAGCUUCUAGGAGGAAGAGGUCCCAGGACCUUCCCUGAACUCUCUUGCUACCCCUACCCCAAAUCAGGCUGCAGGGUGGACUUGGGAGUGGGCCCACAACCCAGAUCUAGCUGUGAGCAAAGCAGACAUCCUGGAGAACAAAGUCUUGGCACACACGCCAUGGACCUGAGGAGCAUCCUUGGAGUUUGUUUCUCACUUGCUCGAGUUCGGCCUUCCAAACACCCUCAGGUAGGAGAAAAUUGACUCCAUUCUCACCU
Molecule: messenger RNA, 985 nt
Organism: Pteronotus mesoamericanus
Lineage: Eukaryota; Metazoa; Chordata; Mammalia; Chiroptera; Mormoopidae
Gene: PLA2G2C
Product: phospholipase A2 group IIC
Exons: 4
Coding region: 1-453 (150 amino acids)
Biological process (GO): lipid catabolic process; positive regulation of fibroblast proliferation; arachidonate secretion
Molecular function (GO): phospholipid binding; signaling receptor binding; calcium ion binding
Source: RefSeq, a predicted model, not a curated record